AUGACCUUAGUGUUGAUAGCGCUCCCGCUAGUUAUGUUUGUUGCAACUUUUGUUGCUGGUAUACUACCUUUGAAAUUAACCGUGGCCCAACACCAUUUAAAAUACUUGUCUUUCCUAAGUAUGGGAAUAUUAAUUGGAACAGCCAUGAUGAUCAUUUUGCCUGAAGGAAUAGAAACAAUAAGCCAUGAAACCACAGAUGUUGCUCUGUACGUAGGGUUUCCUAUUUUGCUUGGAUUUUUAACCAUGUAUAUUCUCGAUUGUAUGUUUUCAACCAAUGUCAAAGCCCAGGAGUCAUCAGUCGUGGAAUCUGUCGUUGGCUCACCCAUCACAUUGGGUUUGAUAUUUCAUGGGAUUAUUGACGGAAUAUCAUUAGGAUCAUCCCUUGCAUCAGGAGAGGUAAUGACUUUAAUCAUAUUCGCAGCAAUCAUAAUUCAUAAAAUCCCAACAAGUUUCAGUCUUUCAACAAUUCUCCUACAAGAGGGAACAUCAGAUUCAAAAUUGUAUUGGCAUAUUUUAUUGUUUGCCUUGCUGAGUCCAUCUGCAUGCUGGUUCACUUUUGUCCUUAUAAAAUUGGUUAAUGCGAAAAGCAACUUGGUGAUUGGUGUUUUGUUCUUGUAUUCAGCAGGUACAUUCUUGUUUGUUGUCAACCAUGUCAUGCAUGAAUUUUCAUCCAACGAUUUCUAUACAUUACCUACAAGCGUUGAAAGUGACACAACCACAGUGGAAUCACAUUCUAAAAUUUCAAGAAACGAACUCAUUUUAUCAUUAAUCGGCAUCUUAAUUCCAACUCUACUUAGUUUUGCAAAAGAAUAA
Candida albicans SC5314 is the source of this 813-nucleotide messenger RNA. Its product is annotated as Mn(2+) transporter. The transcript has a single exon. The record is from RefSeq and is a predicted model, not a curated record. Lineage: Eukaryota; Fungi; Ascomycota; Pichiomycetes; Serinales; Debaryomycetaceae. Gene Ontology annotation, molecular function: metal ion transmembrane transporter activity. Gene Ontology annotation, biological process: zinc ion transport; transmembrane transport. Gene Ontology annotation, cellular component: membrane. Bases 1 to 813 code for a protein of 270 amino acids.